Molecule: messenger RNA, 2108 nt
Organism: Porites lobata
Lineage: Eukaryota; Metazoa; Cnidaria; Anthozoa; Scleractinia; Poritidae
Source: the annotation of a GenBank genome assembly
CAGGUUAUUCUUGCAUUUCUGUUUGCUUUCGAAGUAAACACCCUAGGUCUGGUCUUUAAUAGAGGUUCUUGCUCCAACGGGAUUGGUCGUUAUUUGGAGAUAAAAAAAUGUAAUGGAACGUCGUGUUCUGCAGGAAUCUCCGGACGAAGCUGUAAUCCCUCAAAAACAAGUAGGUUGUUUUUUAUACCCCGUGUUUUUUCUCUCAGUUUUUAAGUUACUUCAAAAUUUGUGAGCACUGAAUCGAAAAAAAAAAGGUGUGAUCAUUAAAUAUAGUGCAGUGUAUUCGAAUUUUUUUGUGAUAUUUGUAUGUACUGCUGUUAAAUGACCAAUGUUUCUGACACCCACAUUUUUAUAAAAGCGGCGGUAAUCCGUUUUUCGGCUUUCUAAAGAGAGUCUGAAAUGUUAUACAUCUCUUCACAUCAUCCCUAAAUGGGCGGCAGGGCGAGAGAAUAAGAAGAGAAGAAUAAGAAUGGCAAGUAGAAAGUAAACAGAUCUAAUUGGUAGAUACUUUAGAUAACCUUAUUUACAAACGUUCAAAAGAAUGGUAUAAACUUCGAAGGUAUCCUAGCUUCUUGCAUGAUACAACUUGAUCAUAGCGGCACAAAAAUAGACUUAGUUGCGAGUUUAUAGAUGUCAGUGAGCCGGACAUUGCUUAUUGUACUAAGAAAAUGUUUGCGAUUUUUCGCUUUUUUCAUCUCCAUUCAGUUUUUGUAGGUCAGUUCACCUUGUUGGAGACAUACAUUGUUAGGCGACCGGUCGGUCAAAUAUUAGGGACUUUAAGAUCCAACGACGCGACGGCGACAAGAACGUCGCUUAAAAAGUGAAUUUGCGUUCUUUCAGUCUCUAUAUUGAUUAUUCCUACCCACUUACUUUGUCAAUUGUAGGCGAACCCUCCUGACGCUGAAUUUCAAGAGACCAUAUUCAAGCUCAGAAAGAGAAAUAAAAUUUCGUCGUUGCUUGUUUACGUCCUCCAUAAAACGGGAAAUUAGGCAUUUUCACGUCGUAGUCGUGCAAAAACGGGAAAGAAAUGUACAAAAAAUUGUGAUGCACGUGCGAAGUCGUUGUUUUGCUAAUUAAACCUAUUGUUUUUUUGACGUUCUUGUUGUCGUCCGCGUCGUUGGAUCUUAAAGUCCCUAUUAUUCCCUCACCAAACUGAAAUAACUCCGUGUUUGAGUGUGCAUCUUGGUUGACCGUGAUCGAAGCUUUUGGCAUAAUAAAAAGUGUGAUGCACAGGCGAAUACGACGUAAUUCAUAAUAUAUAUAUAUAUAUAUAUAUAUAUAUAUAUAUAUAUAUAUAUAUAUAUAUUUAUAUAUAUAUAUAUAUAUAUAUAUAUAUAUAUAUAUAUAUAUAUAUAUAUAUAUAUAUAUAUAUAUAUAUAUAUAUAUAUAUAUAUAUAUAUAUAUAUAUAUAUAUAUAUAUAUAUUUUAACUUUACUACUUUAUUACUAUUCUUUGAUUUCUAUUUUUCCAGGUUUCAAUAUUAUAAACGCUCCUGCUACUGGAGGAACGACUCGGAAGUGUAUUCAAUUUACUAGUAAUAGUGUUAGUUACGCCCUCAAAGUCAUUGGAACUAAUCCUCCUACUCUACAGUUCAUGGUGAGUGCACAGUCCAUUCAUGCAUGGGAGCUUAAACUCAUAAUACGGCCGGAAUUUUAUUCGAAAGUGGACUCAGAUCUGUAACAGUUAACAUUAAGUGGACUAACGUUUACGCAGCAGUGUGUAAUCAAAGGGUGGGCGAGAAUUCAACGGAAUUUUUCACUUUUAUUUAUAUAUUUCUAUUGUGGGUCCAUAGACUAAAAAGUAUUCUGCCAGAGAUCGUCCUCGUACUAUCCAGAAAUCAUUUUCUUUCGCUUUAGCGAAUGAUUAAAUGAGUUUAAAAGGUUGAAAAGCAUUGGAAAGCACUUUCCAUAAGCUAUAUAUGAAACCAUUAUAUAAAAUGCUAGAAUUAUAGAGUGUAUAUCAACUGUACGUCAAAGAAAUACAUUGUAUAAUAAUUCUCAACUUAGACGGACUUAUUAGCAACGUUCAUUAUGUCAACUUUAAGUCUUUUUAUUUCAACCUAGAGAUUCUUAGACCAUAGAACCAAACGUAAGUCAGCUUACUACUAA